Molecule: messenger RNA, 3198 nt
Organism: Coturnix japonica (Japanese quail)
Lineage: Eukaryota; Metazoa; Chordata; Aves; Galliformes; Phasianidae
Product: leucine-rich repeat-containing protein 19
Biological process (GO): positive regulation of non-canonical NF-kappaB signal transduction; interleukin-8 production
Cellular component (GO): plasma membrane
Molecular function (GO): signaling receptor activity; protein binding
Source: RefSeq, a predicted model, not a curated record
AGUAAACUACUACUACAACUGCUUUUCCAGCCCCACUGAUGUAAAAAGAUGACACAUUACAGACCAAUACCUUCACCUCCAACAAGUCUCUAGUUUUCAAACACGAUGUGGACUCUGGGAUAGACUCCUCAGUUCCUCUAUGAGACUAGAAACGAAUGACUUAGCUCUUAUGCUUUCUCUGGUAGUGGUGUUUUAAAGAAAGUUGAAUCUCAGUGCUCUUUAGAGAGGCAAUAAAAAUAUAAGCAGUGGCUGUCCCAAAGGAUUCAUUAUUCAAGAUAGCACAACACUAAAUGAUUAAGGAAACUGAAACAGGAUUGAGACUUGGAAGUCACAAUACAUUCUGACACAUUAUGUAAAUAAAUAAAUAAAUAAGUAAAAAUUGAAGCAUCGGUAACACAAAUAAGAGCUACUGAAGUAAAAAGGUUUCUACUCAGCUACAUACUUGAGAAUGGAGAAUGAAAGAAGGCAAAUCCUGUUCUAGUUUCCCGCUAUGCACUGGGCAGAAUGAAGGUUGCAGAAGGAGCAUCAUUAGAAGAAAAAAUUAGUGGACACAGUGUUUGUGUAUGACUUCAUAAUAUUUAUUUGCAUAUUAACAUGCUUUCAGAUCAGAGCAAGUAUCUUCCUUUUCUUCUUAGGGAUUUCUUCCCGGCUUACAGACCAUGUCCUUAAAAGCCUGUGAACCUUAUAAAUAAUGAACUUGAUAUAUAACACACUCCACAGGUUGGGGUAUUUUUUUUUUCAGUGCUGAUGUUUCUACAGCACAAGAAUUAAAGAGCGACAUCAGCAACUAUUUAAGCACAGAUCUUUACCUCAGUAAGUAAACCCCUCAAAAAUUUCUUCAUUUCCUGACAACGACAUUAAAAAAGUCCAAGUUUUUAUCCGUCUCCAACAUUUCUUUAAACAACAAUCAUCCAUCUUGCUUGUAAAUAUCCAGUGGCAUUUUAACUCAGUGCUUCCUAUAUGAUCUGGAACUUGACACUUGAGCAUGCUACCAUCAGGCUUUCCUACUGGCUGCAGAACCAAUUAAAUUGAGGAUGAUUAUACAAGAUUACUCAACCUAGUCAAUGUUUUGCUAAGGAUAUUCCAGUUUCCUUAUUUUUUUACACGGCCUGCUUAUUCAUUAGGUACAAAGGUUGAAAAAAACCAAAGUGCUGUUACACGAUAAUAUUUCUUGUCAGUGCACUGAGAAGUCUGUGUGGGUAUAUGGUGCUCCAAGAAGCAACAGAAAGUAUCUGUGUAAAACAACAUGUACCCAGUUACUGUUUAUUCUUAUGCUAAACUACGUCUACACUGAUAUUUUCACUGAGUGAGGAGCUUGCACAGGCUGCCCAGAGAGGUUGUGGAUGCCCCAUCCCUGGAAGUGUUCAAGGCCAGACUCUGAACAUGAAACUGUCUUGGCUCAUAAUCUGGGCUGGAAUGCUGCUUUUGAAUCAAGUCACUGCUGACUGCAACAUUACUUCUCAAACUGUCAUCUGUGAUGAGUCUGGGAAGAACCUCACUAGCGUCCCCACUGAUUUGUUGCAAAAUGUUGCUGAAUUAAAUCUCAAAAAUAAUAAAAUCACUUUAAAACACAAUGACACCAAGAUUCUUAUGAGGCUUUCUAACCUCACUGAGCUUUAUCUGAAUGAAAACAUGAUCACUCUAUUGUCUAAUAACAGCUUCUACAAUUUGGCAAAACUUGUAAUCCUGGAUAUCAGCAAUAAUUAUAUUAAUACAGUUCAUCAAGCAGCAUUUGCAGGACUAUAUCAACUGACAGAGCUGAAUCUAUCCUAUAACAGGAUUACUCAAUUAGAUUCAGGUGUAUUUUCUUCUCUAAAAAAUCUGAGAGUUUUGAAUCUACAGAAUAACCUUUUGGAAUCUUUUCAUAUAAAACCAUCUUUUAAACUGACUACAAUUACCUUAGAUGGAAACCCAUGGAACUGCUCCUGCGGCCUCCUUGAUUUACAGAUAUGGCUCAUUGCUUCUAAUGUGAUAAUGGAAAAUGAAAACAACACUGUGUGUACAUUCCCAAACUUAAAGCAGAAAUUCUCUAUCAAGAAUGCAACUAUUCAACCGGCUGACUGCGAAACUGAAAAACUUACUUCAGAAACCACUCUGCCUUCCACCUAUGCCAUUAAGCAUCAAAGCACAGUCUUUCUAACAGCUCAGACUUCAAACAUCACUGGAAACAAUGGAACACAAGCAGAAUUUCCAGUUCUCGGCAAAAGCUGGACCUUCCUCGUGGGAGUGCUGGGGUUUGUCUUAAGCACUACACUCCUAAUUUUUACUGCCAUAAAAUGCCCAACAUGGUACCAGUAUUUGAUGAGCUACAGACACCGUCGUCUGGAAGAAAACGACCCUGAGAUGUUUGAACAGGAGUUCUCAGCUGACAUGAAUUCUUUUCCUGCGAUAUCAGAUACAAACAAUGAGGAUCCCAUAGUAAUAUUUGACAAAACUAACACUUCUGAACCUGAGGAAGAUGGCUUUAUUGAGGACAAAUACAUAGAUACUUAUGGAACUGAGCAGAGCUAAUAUCUUACGCAAUGGACAAUGAACUGACUCUUCAAUCUAUUCAGCCUUCCAUAUUAUGCUAUUUAAAUACAGUAUAAAAGGAACAUAAGCAGCCUCGCAUCUCAAGAAUUUUGCGACAGAGAACAGCUGCACAAAUCACAAAGGUUACAAAUUUGGUCACGUCCACGUUAGUGUCACAACAAAUAUUUUGACACAUGAUAGAAUACUGAUGAUUCACGUUUGAGAAAAGGCACUAUGAUUUAUGGGAGGAAAAGAGGUUACUCCACACUGCCUGAGAGGACCAAGUCCUUAAAAGGAGGUUGUGAGCCUGAUGUAAUUACUGACACCAUAUAGAUGAAGAAGCCAGAAACAAAAAACUCUUUGUUUAAAUCACUGAAAUAGAACACAGACUGGGGGACGGAAUCCAACAGAUCGGUGCAUUAACAGGCAAAACAAAUACCUAUAAAUAUCUACACUGAAUCAGUAGACCAACGUAAAUGUGCCCACAUACAGUAAAAUGAUAAGCAGCACUACUUAUCUGAUACCUUUAUGCCUUAGUUCUUGAUCAUACCAAGUCUCUGCACACCUUGUUAACACUUAGAAAUAUAUUGACAGACAAACCAGACAUAUUUACAAGCUGCUGAAAACCACAGCUUUAGUGAAAAAUGCCUUCUUAAUAAAUGGCAAAACGCUAUUUUACAAAUAUCA